Drosophila montana is the source of this 408-nucleotide messenger RNA. RefSeq lists its product as uncharacterized. The transcript has a single exon. The coding region runs from base 1 to 408 and encodes 135 amino acids. Lineage: Eukaryota; Metazoa; Arthropoda; Insecta; Diptera; Drosophilidae. The record is from RefSeq and is a predicted model, not a curated record.
AUGGUUCAUUUCAUGUUGAGCCGCGCUUUAGCCAUGUUCGUGUAUUUGUGGGUACUUCUCGUGAGUGUGGUUGUUGCCACAGAGAAAUCCAAGUUCCGAUUCAUAUUUGAUAAAGUGAACGUUAAGCACUCGGCACCAGAACUUGUUGAGGAGCUGCACUAUUCGAUGAUUCAAAUUAAUAAUCGCAGUUACAUCAGUGGCAACUUGAUACUCAAACGUAAUAUUAGUAAAAUGGAUGUCAACUCGUGUAUGGACUUCUGGAAAACCGAUAAUAAAAAGGUGCGCCUGUACAACUUGCACACGGAUACGUGCUCCUUUUUAACAAUGGUACAUAAAAACCCGAUCAUGAGCACCUUCUCAAAGAGCUUGAAAAAGGCAUACGACUGGGGACUUUCAGUGUCCAUUUAA